CAUUUUCAUACCGAUUUCGUAGCCUUCACCUUUUCAUUCGGUGCUGUGUCGUCUGUGUGCCGUCAACUGGCAGCCAAUGACUUUGUCGAGGCUGCCGGGGAUAUGCAACACCAUGCUUCCGACCAAACGUUGCUACCCCACCGAGACGUGGCACACUUACAGCUGUACACUGAAAAUGGCCUAUGUUUCCAACGGCAGAAAUGUACAGAAAGGUGAAGGCCUUACCGUACAUGAAUUUGCUCCAGUGCGGAUUAUCCUAGACUCAUGCGUGCUACGCUGCUUCUGCAGCUUCAAGUCAAAUUGCAAGGUGAGUGGUUGCCACUGAGCUUCACAUGGGCCACAAGAACGAGUUUGAAGAUUAGAUGGCCUCACAGCUGCCGCCUCGUCUCAUCGUGCAUACAGCCAUAUAAUGGUACCUUUUCCCUUCUGUCUUGCAGAGCAUAACAUUCUCUUCACUCGCGCUUCUAUUCACUUGCGAUCACUUCAUCAUUCCCUCUCUACACAUCUCUCUCAAGCACCAAAACCCUCACCGCAUCAAUGAUUCCCACCAUUGAAGUCUCCCACCUCCCCUCCUCCUCCUCCUUCUACGCCGCCGUCACCCAACCCCUCGGCAUCCACUUCCUCUGCGCCUCCCCCUCCUCCCCUCACUCCCUACACUUUGGCAUCCCCGCCCAACCCUCCGAAAUCCUCUUCACCCUCACCGAAUCCCACUCCCCCCGCCCCUCAACCCUCUCCCUCACCGCCUCAAACUCUACCCAGGUCGCCAACUUCCACGCCCUCGCCCUCGAGUCAAACACCCGCCACUCCACAAACCUCAUCCAGCACUCCGCCGACACCUCAGUCGCCAAAACAACAGACCAUGACGGCAACAUGCUCGAGGUCCGCUACGCGCGUAGCACGCCCCGCCGCGGCUCUGUCCACGCGGCGCCAACUACUAUCACCACCGCCUCGACUGCAAAGGAGGCCCGCAGAGUCCUAGACUGGCAGCGCGACGUUGCUCGCUCCAUCUCCUCCCAAUCCCCCACUCAAAGCCGCGACGGAAGCCCCGAGCGGGCCAUGGUCCUCGCACAGCCAGUGCAGGAGGAGGCAGCACCAUCGCAGGUCGCGCCCCCAACAGAGGUACCAGACGCGCGCCCCGCCCUCCUCAGAAGCGCGACUACGCCCAUGAUGACGGCUAUGUACAAUGAAGUCUCCUCCGCCCUACCCGAGCGCAUUGGAGAGGGCCUCUCUGCCCAGGCUAUCAUCGGGACUAUCCUCGGCGCUGCAGCUGGCGCUGCAGUUGCCUACGCCAUGGUUCGCAGCGAGGAGCCAGAGCCACAGCGUCCACAGCUCGUAACCUAUUUCUCCGCCCCCGCUGCGCAGUUUCCACAGCAGGCGCCUGUCAUGGAGGUAGCGCGCUCCAAGGCGCCGUCGAUGGGCGGGUCAAGGGUGGGGAGUGAGAGGAGCCAGGGCGGGCAGCGGUACGUGCUUCGCUACAAUGUCGCGAGCAAUGCUGGUACCAGUCGGGGAGGGAGAGAGGGCGUGCUCCAGCCAGUAGACGAGAGGAGGAGUAUGAGUUACUCCGCCUACGACGGCGGACGGAGCCAAGCACCCGCGCCUAGCCAGGCUUCGACGGCGAAACAAUCCCGUUAUACUGAGAGGGAUGUUGGAUAUGAGAAGCCCGUUACGGUUGUUAGUGCGUCCCGCCACUCUGAGGCGGGGAGGCACUCUGAGAGUGGAAGAAGCCAUGUGAGCAAAAGGAGCGAUUCGACUAUCAAACCCGCACGCACGAGCUCGAAAGCCGGAACGGAACGCCGUGACCAGACUGUGGUGAGCAUGAAGAGUGACAGGAAGAGCACGACUGUCAGCGAGCGGGCGCGCAGGGUGCCGCUCCCGGAGAGCGUGAUGGGGGGGAGUAUGGCGCCUAGUGAGCGCGCGCGAAGGGUGCCGCUGCCGGAGAGUGUGGCGGGGAGCGUGGCACCGAGUGAUAGUAUUAGUAAUAUUGGGAUGAGGAGCCAUUACAGCAGGCGGGAUGUGUAUUGAUCCCUGAGGAUAUAGGUAGGGACAGAAGAAUUUUUUGACAGGAAACUUUGGACGACAGAACAGCACAUAUCAGGGAUGGACGGAUGGGACUCGCGAUCUCACGACGGGAGUGGGGUGGGAUGGGAUGGGCGUUUGCGAAUUCGAAUCUACUUCAACACUUCCGGUUCUCUAUCGGCAUUUUUUCUUUUGUUUGACGAGAGGUGGUGUGGCUUUUGAGCUUUGAGUUGUGGUGUUUGUUAUAGGAGUGGAUUUGUCCAAAAGACUAAUAUUUUUAACUCGUUAUAUUCGUGCCAUAUGCCCCUUUUGUCCUGCUACUGUUGACC
Messenger RNA from Pseudogymnoascus verrucosus, 2345 nucleotides. RefSeq lists its product as uncharacterized. The record is from RefSeq and is a predicted model, not a curated record. Bases 538 to 2022 code for a protein of 494 amino acids. The transcript has a single exon. NCBI's taxonomy places the organism in Eukaryota, Fungi, Ascomycota, Leotiomycetes, Thelebolales, Thelebolaceae.